Molecule: messenger RNA, 684 nt
Organism: Heterobilharzia americana
Lineage: Eukaryota; Metazoa; Platyhelminthes; Trematoda; Strigeidida; Schistosomatidae
Source: the annotation of a GenBank genome assembly
AUGAAGUUUGCACUCACUCUCUACUCGAUUACUCCUACUGUUGCCCAAACAAAAUUUAUUGUUAGAGAUAUAGCAGAAAACAAGGGAAUUCUGUUAAGAUAUCAUCAAGCAUUCCACCAAAUUUCAUUUCGCAUUUUACGUAAUGAUGGAUGUAUUGAUGUACCUAGAACUGUUGAACGAUUGGCUGAGAUAUCUACACACUACGCUUUAGCAGGAGCUGAUGUGAUCGCUCCUUCUGAUAUGAUGGAUGGACGUAGCAGUUAUGUCUUAUUCAGCCAAAUUCGCAUCGUGUCUCUAUGGUCCUUUCAGAGAUGCUGCUCAGUCUGCUCCUUCUUUUGGAGACCGCCGUCACUACCAGCUUCCCCAGGUGCUAAGGGAUUGGCUCUUCGUGCUGCUAUUCGAGAUGCAAAUGAAGGGGCUGAGUUUAUAAUGGUAAAGCCCGGUCUCCCUUACCUGGAUAUUCUAAGUGAGCUACGGCAAUUGCUACCUCAUCAUCCGCUUGCAGUGUAUCAUGUUUCUGGUGAAUACGCAAUGCUUAGACAUGCAGCAAAUGCUGGAGCUAUUGAUUUAAAGCAAGCUGCCCUCGAAAUAAUGACAGCAUUUCGUCGUGCAGGUGCAUCCAUUAUUAUAACAUAUUUGACUCCGUAUCUAUUGGAUCUUGAUUUGUCUGAAGCCUGUAAAUGA